AUGGCUGGCAGAGCACAGUUUCUGAGGGAGUACAAGCUAGUUGUUGUUGGGGGAGGAGGUGUCGGGAAGUCAGCUUUGACUAUCCAAUUUAUUCAAGCCCACUUUGUAGAUGAGUACGACCCCACGAUUGAGGACUCGUACCGAAAGCAAUGCGUCAUCGACGAAGAAGUUGCCCUGCUUGACGUUCUGGACACCGCUGGUCAGGAAGAAUAUGGCGCCAUGCGGGAGCAAUACAUGAGAACCGGCGAGGGGUUCCUUCUCGUGUACUCCAUCACCUCCCGCAACUCGUUUGAGGAAAUUAGCACCUUCCAUCAACAAAUUCUCCGAGUGAAGGACCAAGAUUCGUUCCCUGUCAUCGUCGUCGCGAAUAAAUGCGAUUUGGAGUAUGAACGACAGGUUGGCAUGAAUGAGGGUCGUGAUCUGGCGAAGCACUUUGGGUGCAAAUUUAUCGAGACAUCGGCCAAGCAACGGAUCAAUGUCGACGAGGCUUUCAGUAACCUCGUUCGGGAAAUUCGCAAGUAUAACAAGGAGCAGCAAACAGGUCGUCCCGCAAUUGCUGGUAACGGCAGUGGAUCGACAGGAGGAUACCCAAAAGAGAAUGAAGAAGGGUCUCCUGGUUGCUGCGCGGGCUGCGUCGUUCUCUAAUCCUUUCGCAAUUCUCUACUCUCCUAUUUUUUUUUGUCACCGCAUCCUGUUAUAAACCCACCCUAUGCUGUAUCUCUCCUUCAUCUUUUAUUUCUUAUUUCUCAGUUACUUGGAACGGUUCAAAGGAAAACACUCACUGUUGGGGGGAAUUUCGCAAGUUGUGUAUGUACAUAAGUAGAUCAGGUUACAAUCCAUUCGUUUGACAAUUCAUUCACAAUUCUUUCUUGCAUUG
Molecule: messenger RNA, 877 nt
Organism: Laccaria bicolor S238N-H82
Lineage: Eukaryota; Fungi; Basidiomycota; Agaricomycetes; Agaricales; Hydnangiaceae
Exons: 7
Coding region: 1-645 (214 amino acids)
Biological process (GO): signal transduction
Cellular component (GO): plasma membrane
Molecular function (GO): GTPase activity; GTP binding; GDP binding
Source: RefSeq, a predicted model, not a curated record